AUGAGUAACAUGAAAGAGAAUAUAGCGGAUUAUAUUAAAUCAACGACGAUGGAAUUGAAUCGCGAUCUCAGCCAAAUGCGGGAAGAAAUUCAACAACUGGGGAAUUUGUCACUGGAAAUAACGGCAAACAUUAAUCAAACCCCACAGGAUAGUCAAGUCGAAAUAGAAAUAUUAGAGAAAUUAAGAACAUUGUCAGCCGUUAUUAUAUCAACAGGAAACAAUGUUGAACAUAUGCUACCACCUCCACCGGAGUCCUGUCCCAGUCUAGCUGAUGAGUUGCGUGCGGAACUUACUCCUCCAGUUAAUCCCCCAUUUUACCCUCCAGAGAACUCAGGCUGGAGAAUUUUGGAUUCAACAAGGAGAUGGAAGGCAGAUUGGUCUGAGUAUGAUGCACGGCAACUCCGUAGAAUAGAACAACAAGAAGAGGUAGAUAAAGCCAGAAAAUGGCGUAAGCAAAAUCGCCGAUACAACAAUAAUAAUAAUAACAGAUACAAUGGUAGCCCUAACAAUGGCAGCAGGAAUAGGAAUAAUUUCAACAAUCGUAGAAAUAACAACUAA
Messenger RNA from Toxorhynchites rutilus septentrionalis, 558 nucleotides. Its product is annotated as GATA zinc finger domain-containing protein 15-like. The record is from RefSeq and is a predicted model, not a curated record. Lineage: Eukaryota; Metazoa; Arthropoda; Insecta; Diptera; Culicidae. The transcript has a single exon. The coding region runs from base 1 to 558 and encodes 185 amino acids.